AUGUUGACUUCAGAUAUAUAUAUUCUAUUCUAUAGAUUUAUGAGACCCUCAAUUCUAUUUCAAUUAUAUCAAAUACAAAACAAUCAUAUAUUUAAAACCCUCGAUAAAAAUAAAGGUCCCAAUCUUCUGUAUGAUUGA
Messenger RNA from Paramecium primaurelia, 138 nucleotides. Lineage: Eukaryota; Ciliophora; Oligohymenophorea; Peniculida; Parameciidae. The record is from the annotation of a GenBank genome assembly.